This is a messenger RNA of Lycium ferocissimum, 1599 nucleotides long. RefSeq lists its product as uncharacterized. Gene Ontology annotation, molecular function: RNA-DNA hybrid ribonuclease activity; nucleic acid binding. The record is from RefSeq and is a predicted model, not a curated record. The transcript has 6 exons. The coding region runs from base 1 to 1599 and encodes 532 amino acids. Lineage: Eukaryota; Viridiplantae; Streptophyta; Magnoliopsida; Solanales; Solanaceae.
AUGGGAAACAAAUAUCUUAAGAAGAAUAAUCAGGUGCUGGUACCAUGGAAACAAGGUUCAUUGCUGUGGAGGAAAAUGCUUGAAGCUAGAGAUCACAUGGAUCAUCACAUAUGGUGGCAAUUGAGGAUGGGUUCCUCAUUGUUUUGGUUUGACAAUUGGACUGGAGCAGGGCCAUUAUACUUUCUAACCUCACCUGAUUUUUAUUGCAAUGAAGAUAUUCAGAAUAGAGGGUGUACUGGAUACACCUUGGGGGUGCUAGAGUCAAAUGAAGAACUCACAGUUAAAUCUGCAUGGGAUCUUGUGAGGAGUAGGGGUCAGAAGCAGGAGGUGUAUAAUAAAAUAUGGGUCAAGGGGUUGCCUUUCAAAAUUGCUUUUACCAUGUGGAGAGUUUGGCAUCUAAAAGUACCAUUGGAUGAUGUGGUGAAGAGUUGGGUUUAUAAUCUCCCAUCAAAGUGUUUGUGCUGUCCUACUGAUCCUAAAGAAGAGACUGUUCCACAUAUCUUCUUAAGGUGUGAGAUUGCACAAACUCUUUGGACUUAUUUUUCUCAUGCUGCAGUUCUGAACAUUGUAGGAAUGCAACUGCAUCAAGUCAUUAUGACAUGGUGGACAAUAGAUAUUAUAUCAAGGAUGAAAGCAAUUUGUACUAUGCGAAGGCCUUCUAUCAUUAUUUGGCAGCUAUGGAAGAAAAGAAAUGGAGACAAACACAAGAACAAGGUAUCAAAUGCAAGGGUGCUAUAUCAAGCAUCAGCUGACAUUCAGAAGUUAGUGAAAAUUAGGAAACCUGGCAUUAAGAAUGUGCCACUUAAGUGGCCAGAUAUUCUCAGAAUUUUGGAGCAAUUUAAGCCAAAACUUCAGGUCACUCAGGUUUGGGGAAAUCCUGGUAGAAGUAGCUAUGCUUUUUGUGUUAGAGAUAGUCUAGGUGACUUGGUGUAUGCUAGAGCAAAGGAAAUAGGAGAGGCUACUAACACAGAAUCUGAAGCCAUAGCACUGUUGGAAGCUGCUAAAUUCUAUCUUUCCAAGCAUAUGUAUUCCUUUAUAUUGGAAACAGACUCAAUGAUGAUGAAGAAGAUAGUGGAUAGGGAAUGGAGGCCACCAUGGAACAUUGCAUAUGUGGUAGAAGAAUUGCUUGAGAUUAUAGACAAUGCUGAAGUUGAAGUUCUGCAUAUAAUGAGGGAAGGCAAUCAGCUUGCAGAUCAUCUAGACAAUGUUGCUCUUGAUUUUGGUGAGGUGACAGCUAAUGGAUUUGCAGAACUUGACACAAAAGGGAGGAAGAUUCUUAAUAGUGAUAAGUUGAUAUGCCCCUACUUAAGGAUCAGAACAAAAAGGAGGUUACAAGUUCACUUGGAGGCUGCAUUUAUGGGACAUGGAAAUGAUAUUGAGACAGUCAAAUUGUUGCACCUCAAAAGCAAAGUUAUUCAAACAAGUGUAGGUCAUCAACAAUUAUCAGGUUUUUAUGUAGUGGUAUUAGCACCUUGUGCUCAAUCUGCAGAGAAUUUGUUAAUAUAUGGAUCUUGUAGUGAUAAGUAUAAGAGAGACACAUCAUUCAGGAACACAAAGUUAGAGCUGGAAAGACUGAUGGGACACUAUAUAAUUGUGUAA